This is a messenger RNA of Brassica oleracea var. oleracea, 1576 nucleotides long. Its product is annotated as basic leucine zipper 34. Gene Ontology annotation, cellular component: nucleus. Gene Ontology annotation, molecular function: DNA binding; DNA-binding transcription factor activity. The coding region runs from base 386 to 1288 and encodes 300 amino acids. NCBI's taxonomy places the organism in Eukaryota, Viridiplantae, Streptophyta, Magnoliopsida, Brassicales, Brassicaceae. Gene Ontology annotation, biological process: positive regulation of DNA-templated transcription. The record is from RefSeq and is a predicted model, not a curated record. The transcript is spliced from 4 exons.
UUUACAUUUAUACAUCUCAUUCACUCUCUAUCUAUAUGUCUCCUUCAUUAUUUAUCCCACAUCUUCUCUCCCUUCUAUUUGUAUAGCUACUAUUUGUUAAACAUAGCCAUUUUGGUUACUCCCCUUCUUCCUCUCCUCCUUUAGUUUUAUUUAUCCAUCUUCAUAUGGUUUAGGACGUUAUUGAUCUGAUUCCACUUUCCAUUUGCCUCGAAUUCGAUUUUUUUUCUUUCUUUCCUUUGUUUACAUUCUAGGGGUUUUAACGUUUUUUCUAUUGUAAUUAAACUCCUAAAUCCUUGUAAAUUCAUAUUUGUUUUCUUUUGAAGAAACUACGAUUAAGGUCGAUCUUCUUUUCUUUUUAUUAGAUAAAAUAUAGAAAUUAUCUUCAAUGGCACAACUCCCUCCUAAAAUCCCCAACAUGACACCACAUUGGCCUGAUUUCUCUUCCCAAAACCUCACCGCAACCGCUUCAACCGCCGUACAAAACCCUUCAUGGGUAGACGAGUUCCUCGACUUCUCAGCUUGUCGCCGUGGAAACCACCGUCGUUCCAUAAGUGAUUCCAUCGCUUUCCUCGAAGUUCCAUUCGUCAGAGGCCACGGUAGCACCCAAAACAACCACUUCGAUAAAUUCGACGAUGAGCAAUUCAUGUCCAUGUUCAAGGACGACAACGACUUGCAUAAUAAUCCUUCCCAUAACAACAACAAUGCGGGGACCACUGGCUCUUCCUCGAAUACAUCCACGUUGUCCGAUCAUAACAGCUUUAACGGCGACAAAGAACCACCGUCCGAUCAUAAUAUGAAACAUAAAAACGACGAGGUCCACAGCCAGUGCAAGACGGAGCCUGAGGACGGUGCGGCGUCAAAUAACAAUUCAGGCGAUAGCUCAGUCACCAGAAUUCUUGAUCCCAAAAGGGUUAAGAGAAUAUUAGCAAAUCGGCAAUCAGCACAGAGAUCAAGGGUGAGGAAACUGCAAUAUAUCACGGAGCUCGAACGUAGCGUUACUUCAUUGCAGGCGGAAGUGUCAGUGUUAUCGCCAAGAGUUGCGUUCUUGGACCAUCAGCGUUUGCUUCUCAACGUGGACAACAGCUCUCUCAAGCAACGAAUCGCUGCUUUAGCCCAAGACAAAAUUUUCAAAGACGCGCAUCAAGAAGCAUUGAAGAGGGAAAUAGAAAGGCUUCGAGAAGUGUAUCAACAACAAAGCCUCAAGAAAAUGGAUAAUGCAAAUCAUUUACAGGCCACAGGAACCGUAGCUAAUUCGGCCGUUGACAUCAAGCCGUCUAAUGAAAAUUAAAAGAGGAGCUCUUCAAUGUAUGAUAAGUCAUCAGAAUCAACAAUAUUCUACUCACUUUUCUUUGCAAAAGGUUCUUGACCGUAUAAAAUUUAUUUCGGUCAGGAAUAUAUAUUAGAAGACGGCAUUUUUUUUAUUCUUAUCACCAUUUUUUAAAGUUGUGGUGAAUUCAGUUUGAUAUCGAUGUAUCUUAUCUUUUAUUCUAUGUCGUUUUUCUGUGGGGUUAAUGUAAGGGGAGUCAUCAAUUGUUGUUUAUACAAAGAACUAGUUGAUUUGUUAAGCUUUUAUAUA